Prunus mume (Japanese apricot) is the source of this 2929-nucleotide messenger RNA. RefSeq names its product P-loop containing nucleoside triphosphate hydrolases superfamily protein. The record is from RefSeq and is a predicted model, not a curated record. Lineage: Eukaryota; Viridiplantae; Streptophyta; Magnoliopsida; Rosales; Rosaceae.
CGAAGGAGGUGCAAUUCCCGCACCGAUCGAAGCCCAAAUCGGUCAUUUGAGAUCAGAGUGGAGAGAGAGGAGAGAGAAGAGAGAGAGAGAGAGAGAGAGAGUGUGUGUGUUUGCAAAAAGACGAGUUUUAGAGAGAUAAAGUGGUGUGUUAAAGAGACAGAGAGACUCGUGGAGGGUCGCUGCGUGCGAUGCGUGGAGGGAGGGAGGGCAGGUGGUGAGUGGCGAGCGAGAGAUAGAGUAAAACGCCGAGAUCGCGUUCUUGAAAAUGGCGGAUCAUCAAGCUAAAGCCAUUAGAGACUGAGAAACAGCUCUUUGCUUUCGUCUUUUUCGCUCUUCAAAUCUCUCGAUCACCGACUUUCAGAGAUGACAGAGGCGACGAAGGUGUUGUACAUAGUGGUGGUGGACGAUGAAGCUAAGAGAGAGAAAGGAAAAGAGUCUUUUCGAUAUACGCGCCCUGUUUUGCAAAGCUCUUUGCAACUCAUGGGCUGCAAGCCUCGGCAUGCCUUUAAGAUUAGCCAGCGGGUUUUCGAAUUGAUAAGAAACGAAAGCUCAUCUAGUGUAUUGCUUCCAGAAGGAACGGAAAAUGUUUCCCCUAGUAAAGCUGAGGCUUGCAAGCAUUUUGUUUCAGGGAAGGAUGACAGCAAUAAGAGUGUUCCAUUUGAAUUGUACAAAAUACGCACGACUGUUGUUGUUACGAGAGAAACUUUCUUAGAUGUUGUUUGUGAUGCUUUGGCUGAGUACAAGUAUGUCGGUCCCAACCAGAGGGCGGACUUAGCUUUGGCAUGCAGAAUCCGUGAAAGGAAGGAAUCUGUGACUGUACUGUUGUGUGGCACUAGUGGCUGUGGAAAAUCUACUUUGUCCUCAUUGCUGGGUAGUAGGUUGGGAAUCACAACUGUGAUAUCUACUGACUCAAUUCGGCACAUGAUGAGGAGUUUUGUGGACGAUAAACAAAACCCUCUGCUCUGGGCUUCAACCUACCAUGCUGGGGAGUGCUUGGAUCCAGUGUCUGUUGCAGAAGCAAAAGCCAAAAAGAAAGCCAAAAAAUUAGCUGGAACUUUACACUCACUUCCCAAAGAUGGAAUGCCUGAUGGCUCUGCCUUUGGGAAAUCUGAUACCCGGAUGUCAGAUGUUGGUUCGAGUACUGCUGAAUUGAUCAGUCCAAAGCAGAUGGCAGUUGAAGGGUUUAAAGCACAAAGUGAGAUGGUGAUUGACAGUCUUGAUCGGCUUAUCACUGCAUGGGAGGAACGAAGAGAAUCAGUUAUUGUCGAAGGUGUUCACCUUAGUCUUAAUUUUGUGAUGGGGCUUAUGAAGAAACACCCUUCUAUCAUUCCAUUCAUGAUAUACAUCACAAAUGAGGACAAGCACAUGGAACGAUUUGCCGUUCGUGCAAAGUAUAUGACACUGGACCCAGCAAAGAACAAAUAUGUGAAAUAUAUCCGAAACAUCAGAACAAUCCAAGAAUAUCUCUGCAAGCGAGCUGACAAGCAUCUUGUCCCCAAAAUUAACAAUACUAAUGUUGACAAGAGUGUGGCAGCCAUCCAUGCAACCGUCUUCAGUUGCCUACGUAGGCGUGAAGCAGGGGAGCAACUUUAUGAUCCCCCAAGAAACACAGUUACUGUAGUGGAUGAGGAGUACAGGAACCAGUGUGCAGCCAAUUCUUUGAGUUCUAAGGGGAUGUUUCAGCUGAUCCAGAGGAAAGGUUCAACCAGGCAUCUGAUGGCUCUUGUAAAUACUGAUGGAUCUGUGGCAAAGGCAUGGCCUGUUGAUUCAGUUGAUAGGAAUGGGAAGCCUAUAUUUUGCCAUGGGACUGACUUGGAGAUUGGCAGCGCAGAGCAAGUAAAUCUUCAGUUUGGUCUCUAUGGGAUCAGCGCUUGGCCCAGUGAUGGUGGCCCGAGUUGUGCUGGAAGUGUGGAUGAAUCGAGGGCUGAUGGAACUGAGAUUGGAAGAAGUCAUCCCUCUUCUUGCUGCAGCUCGCCACGGAUAUCUGAGGGGCCUGCCAAAGAGCUGAAGGAAGAAAAUUCAGUGCAUGGAAGUGAUGAAGAGGUUGAUGAAGAGGCUGAUGCAGGCAGUGAUGAGGAAUUAAGUGAUGAUGGUGACAAACAGGACUAUGAAGAGAUAGGGUCAGUGGAUGAGGAGUCUACAAAAUCGGAUGAAGAGUACGAUGACCUUGCAAUGCAGGACGUGCAGGGAAAUGGAUACUGGUCAGGGGAGGAGAAGAGAGGGGACAAUCCUAAGAUUUUCCCUGUUUCCGAUGAUCAAUCAGCCGAUAAAGAAGGGGAUAAGGAUGGAAUCGGUUGUUUUUUCAAUCUCUGUUCAAGAUGUAUUGGCCCACUAUUCACCAAGUUGCUGAGGCCAGCAAGGGGAGGAGUUGCAUCUGGCUAAGAAUGGGCAUAUAGAGAUCCAGCAAACAAUAACACACUCCGGCUUCGGUAGCAAAAGUGCUUCUCCACUCUUUCGGUAGAAGAUAGGAAGAUAGUUUUGGUUUUUAUUGCUUCACUUGUUCACGAAUCAUAAGUGAAGGAUUUGUUUUUUUUUCAUUUGACCCUAUAUAACUUGGUUUAUGGCCGAUGCAUUGCUUUCUUUCCUGUAAAAAAGCUGGUUGAAUAGUUCCAUAACUGGGUGAAAACUGGGGCUUUAGGCUCGUCUCCAAUCGAAUCCCCAGAAGAAGCUAGAUGGAGAUCCCUUACUAACUGCAAAUAUCGUUUUGUUCACACAAAAAAAAAAUUGAAAGUACCAUACGUCCUUAAUUUACUAUUUCUUACUCAAAUUUCAGAGUACUGCAAGCAUCCGAGGGUUGGCCGCAACCCUAUAGCAAGUGAACAGUUUGGUAGGGGAUGCAACUGUUCCACACAUCCUCUGCAAGGGCUUCACUUUCUAAGCAGCUUUCCCCUUAUAGAGAAGGGAUCAUAGGGACUUCUUACUUUUAUUA